Miniopterus natalensis is the source of this 1600-nucleotide messenger RNA. It is a transcript of the gene COQ5, whose product is annotated as coenzyme Q5, methyltransferase. Gene Ontology annotation, molecular function: 2-methoxy-6-polyprenyl-1,4-benzoquinol methyltransferase activity. Lineage: Eukaryota; Metazoa; Chordata; Mammalia; Chiroptera; Miniopteridae. The record is from RefSeq and is a predicted model, not a curated record. Gene Ontology annotation, biological process: ubiquinone biosynthetic process.
GCGUUCGGCUAAUACUGUCUCCGGCCGGCCGCCGUAGGCCGUCUGGUGACGCAACGUGACGUAUUAUCCCGCAGCUGUCAGCGGACUGUCAAGAUGGCGGCCCCCAGGGGUUGCGCGCUAUGGGGCUACUACGGCCGUGGGUGGUCGCGGGCGAGGCGGGACUGCCGGCUCCCCGGGCCUCGUAGCUCCUGGCCCGGGAGUCCGCUGGGCGCGCGGCUUUUGACCCAAGAGAAGCGGGCAACGGAAACGCACUUCGGGUUUGAAGUUGUAUCUGAAGAAGAGAAAGGAAACAAAGUCUAUCAGGUGUUUGAAAGUGUGGCCAAGAAGUACGAUGUGAUGAAUGAUAUGAUGACUCUUGGUAUCCAUCGUUUUUGGAAGGAUUUCCUGCUCUGGAAAAUGCACCCAUUUCCUGGAACCCAGCUACUCGAUGUUGCUGGAGGCACAGGUGACAUCGCAUUCCGGUUCCUUAAUUAUAUUCAGGCACAGCAUCAGAGAAAGCAGAAGAGGCAGUUAAGGGCCCAGCAAAAUUUAUCCUGGGAAGAAAUUGCCCGGAAGUACCAGAAUGAGGAGGAUUCCUUGGGCAGUUCCCACGUCGUGGUCUGUGACAUCAACAAGGAGAUGCUGAAGAUUGGAAAGCAGAGAGCCUCUGCUCAAGGAUACAAAACUGGACUUGCUUGGGUAUUGGGAAAUGCUGAAGAACUACCCUUCGAUGAUGAUAAGUUUGAUGUUUACACCAUUGCCUUUGGGAUCCGGAAUGUGACACACAUGGAUCGGGCACUCCAGGAAGCCCAUCGGGUCCUGAAACCAGGAGGACGGUUUCUCUGCCUGGAGUUUAGCCAAGUGAAUAAUCCGGUUGUAUCCAGGCUUUAUGAUCUCUAUAGCUUCCAGGUCAUUCCUGUCUUGGGAGAGGUUGUUGCAGGAGACUGGAAGUCCUACCAAUACCUUGUAGAGAGUAUUCGACGGUUCCCAUCUCAGGAGGAGUUCAAGGAGAUGGUAGAAGACGCAGGGUUUCAGAAGGUGACUUAUGAAAGUCUAACAUCAGGCAUUGUGGCCAUUCACUCUGGUUUCAAACUAUAACUCCUUCACCAUCCUGGAGCAUGAACCACUGACAUCCUGUCAAAAGCCUGCAGCUGAAGGAUAAUCAGGAUAGUGACAACAGCAACAGAACAUCUCCUCUUAAGGAUAUGUGCCUUGGACUCAUGUCCUCAUAUGACCAAUCUCAAAGUGGAAGAAACAAAUUCCUGUCACUUUAUUUCAGCUUUCACUAGGAACUGCUUCAGGCCUUCUCCCUGAGGUAUUGUGCCUUUAUUUUUUGCUCAGUUCCUGCUAUUUUUCUCUCAGCUGUACAGUGUGUGGUUAAGGUAAAACUCGCACUAAAGCUCAGUUUGAAGUGCGUUUGUAGUUUCUCUGCUGGUGCUCCCAAAGGGACAGUGAAUCAUUUGAAUCUAGUGAUUUGAACCAGAAAACUUCCUAACUGUACCUGAGUCUCCCUUUAGCCUAGGCCUGGCUGAGGGCCAAAAGCCAAGGCCCAUCAGACAGCUAACAAUCAUGAGCAGAAUUAUGUACUGAACCACUAAAUGAGUUUACAAUUUGUAACGCA